UCCAGAGCACACUUCCACCCUACAACUACAUGCUUCCUCACAUUUCUAGCGCUACUGGGCUUCACGAAAGCGGUCGCAGAGUCUGCAGCUAGUACCACACUUUGAACGAUAUCGGAAAAGGGCCACGUACGAUCGGACACAUAUUGUUCGCCCUGAGAGAGUCAAGUUCGAGCAGUCUGCAUACGAGAUGGUCACCACGACGUCGCUUUGGCUUUUGACUUUCCUCUUCGCCGUACAUCUGGCGUCAGCAGCGGAUGACGAGGGUGACGAGGGGAUGACGAGGGUGACAGCGGUGACGAUGGAUGACGCGGGGGACGAGAGAAAUGAGACCUCACCGGCCAUGAGUCCCGAGCCGUUCAACGGAUCAACCAGCAAGGUGACAGAGGUGACCUGGAACGUGAAAGGGAUUAAUUAUCUAAUUAGUAGAGCGGAGAAGUCAUCCCCAAGGAGCAUGAGAUACCUCUACUCCAGCAAGUCCUUUGUAUUGAACGGGUACACUGCGUACAUGACCUUCGAGGCAUGGAACAGCGGAGACGGUGUCUGGCUGGAAUUGUUUUUUGGCCUGUGCAAAGGCACUGCUGACGAUUUCCUCGCAUGGCCCUUCAGGACGCCCUUCACUCUCACCCUCUUACACCCAACGACGAGUAGGAUGGACAUCUCGCAGACAUUCUCCGCAUUUUCAACUGCCACGUUCCCAAACUUCAAGAGACCAGAAGAGGGUUGCAACGAACUGUAUGGAUUCCACGAGAUGAUAACAGCAUCGGAAGCUAAAAACCGAAGCUACAUAGUGGACGAUGCGGUUUCUGUUCGUGUUCAGCUCAAGCAGUAGAUCAAGACAAGAGCGAUGAUUCCACGUUUGGUUACUCCACCGCUAGCUGGGCGGUAACAUCUCAUUACGGCCGAAGGUAUAGUCUCACUUCAGCCAAAGAUGUUUCAUCACGGCCAAAAAGAAAAAAGUAGCGUCCACCACAUUAGCAACCGUAAUGGGACAUCGGCCGUAAUGAGAGUUCGGCCGUAAUGAUAUACAAUCAGCUGGGCUACCCGUUCUUUUUUCCUUACGCGCUCAUGCGAGCUGGCAUUUGGACAGUUACUUGCUUUCUUUGCUUUCUUUCUUUCUUUCCUGUGCUAUGCGAAGUUAGUCCUCGAACUACGAACUGUCGGCGAGCGAACUCCCUCGUUCCAUUAGCGGCAUACCACGUGUAGACAAAUAAAUAACCACCUUACUUAA
This is a messenger RNA of Ornithodoros turicata, 1228 nucleotides long. Its product is annotated as TNF receptor-associated factor 3-like. Bases 188 to 829 code for a protein of 213 amino acids. NCBI's taxonomy places the organism in Eukaryota, Metazoa, Arthropoda, Arachnida, Ixodida, Argasidae. Gene Ontology annotation, molecular function: protein binding. The record is from RefSeq and is a predicted model, not a curated record. The transcript is spliced from 2 exons.